Erinaceus europaeus (western European hedgehog) is the source of this 1269-nucleotide messenger RNA. RefSeq names its product mitochondrial ribosomal protein S7 (gene MRPS7). Bases 215 to 943 code for a protein of 242 amino acids. Gene Ontology annotation, cellular component: ribosome. NCBI's taxonomy places the organism in Eukaryota, Metazoa, Chordata, Mammalia, Eulipotyphla, Erinaceidae. The transcript is spliced from 5 exons. The record is from RefSeq and is a predicted model, not a curated record. Gene Ontology annotation, molecular function: rRNA binding; mRNA binding; structural constituent of ribosome. Gene Ontology annotation, biological process: ribosomal small subunit assembly; translation.
AGCCGACGCUACCGCGGAGGGUCCCUCCAGUCUGAGACGGGUAGAGGCGAGGCGGGUAUUUCCUUUGGGCUCUUCCCUUUGGAUGUGCACGUGAGAGACCUUUAAUGCCGCGAUCGGAGUGACGCGCAGACUCAGGGCCCCGCGGAGCCUCUUCCUGUUACUUAUUCAGGCACUUCGAGGACAGCCCUCACUGGGGUCCUCGUGGCCAGCCAAGAUGGCUGCCCCCGUGCUGAGCACUGUGCGAGGGUGGGCGAGACUAGUGCUCAACUUGCCGAACGCCGGCCUGAAGCUUCCAGGGCUAAUCCAGGUGAGGUGGAGCCGCUAUGGUCCUGAAUUCAUGGAUCCCCAGACUGACAAGGACUAUUACCGCAAGCCCUUGGCCGAACUGAGUGAGGAAGAGAAGUAUGAGCGAGAGCUAAAGAAAACUCGGCUGAUCAAAGCUGCCCCAGCGGCAAAAACAAGUUCUGUGUUUGAAGACCCUGUGAUCAGUAAAUUCACAAACAUGAUAAUGAAAGGAGGAAACAAAAUACUGGCCAGAUCCCUCGUGACACAGACUCUGGAAGCUGUGAAAAGGAAGCAAUUUGAGAAGUACCAUACUGCUUCUGCAGAAACUCAGGCAGCCAUUGAGCGUAACCCCUACACCAUCUUCCACCAAGCACUGAAAAACUGUGAACCUGUGAUUGGGCUGGUACCCAUUCUCAGGGGUGCCCAUUUCUACCAGGUCCCUGUGCCACUAGCAGAGCGACGCCGUCGCUUCCUGGCUAUGAAGUGGAUGAUUACUGAGUGCAGGAAGAAGAAGAACCGGAGGAUGCUAUUGCCAGAGAAGUUGUCACAUGAGCUGAUAGAGGCUUUUCACAACCAAGGUCCCGUGAUCAAGAAGAAGCACGAGAUGCACAAGAUGGCUGAGGCCAACCGAGCGCUGGCCCACUACCGUUGGUGGUAGAGGCUCUAGAAGGAGCCUAGGAACCUCUCUUUCAAGAAACAAAGUGAGCCACUGCAGCCCUGAAGAAAAUGUGCGUCCACGAUGCAGCUCUGAUUUAAGGGCAGGCAGCCCAGACACAAAUGGAACAGCAUGUUUACUGCUCGUUAGCUCUUCGUUUGGGGGCUAGGACACCCCUCCACCCCCCACAAAAACGCAACAUAAUGACUGGGAUUUCCCCCCCCUGGGAAAUUGAGCAUUCAUUCAGCUUUCUCUUCCUUCACAUCAGAGACCUGAAUGGCAUGAAAGUUUUAAUAUCAGGAAUGGUUUAUUAAAAAUCUCAGCCUGGA